Messenger RNA from Owenia fusiformis, 2161 nucleotides. The record is from the annotation of a GenBank genome assembly. NCBI's taxonomy places the organism in Eukaryota, Metazoa, Annelida, Polychaeta, Sabellida, Oweniidae.
UUCUUGAAUCAUGAUUGGCCGAAAGUUGGUGAAGUCAGCACUUCCGCGAAGUUCAUGUUGAAGUUACUGAAAGACCGACACAUUGACUCAGUUCAUCUGCGUGCUUCUAUAGACAGGAUAAGGCUAGGGAUAAGUUAUCAAAUAAAAUGGCCACCGCGAGCAAGGCAAGCGAUGAUGAUAACUACAAGGAAGUUUUGACAUGUCCAGUAUGUCUAGAGUUGUUAUCAGAUCCCAGAGUUACACCUUGUAUGCACACAAUCUGCUUGAAAUGCCUCGAUAGUUGGAUUGUGAGGCAAAGACAUGAGAAGCCAGGUGGCACCAGUUGUCCAUGCCCUGUCUGCACUGAACCAUUUGAUGUUCCUGCUAAGGGAGCUACUGCAUUUAAAGGUAAUUAUAUCAUUAAUGAUAUGCUAACUGCAGUGCGCAAGAAACUGGACAAGAAGAUUGAAACCAAGAACUGUGAAAUAUGCAGCACUGAGGAUGAACCAGUCGUGGCUAAACUAAAAUGUGUUGAUUGUGACCAGAUGAUGUGUGAUGGUUGUGGUAAUCUUCAUCAAAAGCUGAAUAGUACCAAACAUCACACAACCCUACAACUUUCAGGUGACAGUGACAAAGAUAUGUCGCUUUUGCCAAAACGUGUUAAAUUCUGUGCAGAGCAUGGAGAGGAACCAUUGAAGUUCUACUGUAAGAGCUGUGAGAAGGUUGUCUGUAGAGAUUGCUGUGUUACCACACACAGUGGACACAAGUUUGAAGACCUUUCCUCGAAAGUUAAAGCAGGCCUGAAAAGUAUCAACAGCAUGAUUGAGCUUUCUAGAAAGAGAGCUGAACUUAUUGAAGCUGUGGUUGAUGAAACCAGAAUUAAAAGGGAGGACAUGAAGAAUGUGAUUGUUGAUGUUAGAGCUGAAUUAGAAGCAUCCCGACUGGCUAAACAUACUAUCAUAGAUGCUCACUAUGAUGAUGAAGUGGCCAAACUGGACAAAAUGUAUGAAAGUAAUGAGAAGAAGGUAGAUGCCCAUGUUAACAGUCUUGAAAUUGAGAAGGAUAUAGCUUCGAAUGAACAGCAAGUGUGUUCCCAACAACUCUACCUUGCCCCUGCUGCAGUGGUGGAGAUGCAAGAUGUCCUGAAUCAGAAGAUACAGCAGUGGUCAAUUACACUUGAUUUCCAGUUCAAGGAUGAUGUGGCUGUUGCUUUCAAAGAGGGAAAGGAUCCAAUGGAGCUUGGGAAGAUAACUGUAGAUGAGAAGGAUGAUCAAGCUGAUGAACAUCAAGUUGCAUGUCCAACAGAAGCGAAUAACAAAAGCAUAAAAAAGGAUGUUGAAAUAGAGCAGAAUGAUUUUCCAUUCAAAGGUGUUACCAGUAUAGCUUUCUUAAAUAAUGGUGACCUUGUCACUGCAGAAGGAAUUGAUGGAGUUAAAAUAAGGGAUCCAAACAACUUCCAAGAGAAGGCUCAGAUUGCCAUUCACAGUUCUCCUGAAAUAGCUAUUACCCCUGAUGGUGAAAUAUUGACCAAAGAUGAUUUCACGAAAAAAAUGCUUCUGUUUGAUAAGAAUGGUAAACUAGUUGGUGCCCUGAAACACAUUGGUAAUCCUGAAAAAUUCACAGUCUCAAAGAAUGGAGAAUUUGUAGUAUCUCAUGAGACAAAGCUUAGUAAAUACAGUAGAAAUUUUGACAAUGGUACUCCACUAUUCACCUGGGGCAGUUGGGAGAAUAUGGAUAGCCUUGCAUGUGAUUCAAAGAAUAAUAUUGUUAUAAGGCUUAGUGAUUACAUACGAAUCAUCAGUAUGGAUGGAGAAACCCUCUGCACCUUCUGUAUAGGUGAUGGAUAUAGACUUGACUCCUUUGACAAUAUUCUAACAUUUUCUAAUGGAUAUCAAAAGUGUGGUAAAUAUGAGACAAAAUGUGUCACUACAGUUUCAGUUUACAGCUCAAAAGGGAAGCUAAUGCAGCAACUUGUUGAGGAAGAUUCUAGUCCUAUUGAUGGGUACCCAACCACUGCUGCUGUGGACAAAAAUGGACAUUUAAUUAUAUUGGUGAAGGAUGAUAGUAAAUAUCGAUGUGUGAAGAUCAAAUAUUUAAAGUGAUAAUAUGACAUUAACAUAUUAUACUAAUCAACAGACCAGUGUUUACAGAGAUAUUCCAUGGAAGAUACAAGAAAACAUAU